This is a messenger RNA of Tuber melanosporum (Perigord truffle), 2823 nucleotides long. RefSeq lists its product as uncharacterized. NCBI's taxonomy places the organism in Eukaryota, Fungi, Ascomycota, Pezizomycetes, Pezizales, Tuberaceae. Bases 1 to 2823 code for a protein of 940 amino acids. The record is from RefSeq and is a predicted model, not a curated record. The transcript has a single exon.
AUGCCCUUCCGCAAGAAAGGCGGAGGCAGGCAAGAGGGAAAGGAAAAGGAAAAGGAAUAUGAAUCGAAGAGAGGGUUUCUUGGGAUGAACUUUCCACCAAGUCCUAGGGCUCGCAGUUCUUCUGCUGGUGUGUUGGGUCUGGGUAAGGGUAAAGGUAAACCUGGCAGAGAUGGAGAUCUUAACGACGCCGAUAACCCCGCCGGGGGAAAAGGCCCGGGAUCAAGCUCUAGUGCGGCGAAGAUAAUCUGGCUGCAGCGACCUACCACAAGACAAAUGGCGAGUAUCCCCAACCACGGCGAGGCAGCCGAUUCCUAUCAUCGUGAAAAUUUCCCCUCGAUGGAACUCAAUCAUCCAGAAGGAUGCGAGUCGCACGAUCCUCUAAGUCGUGCUGGGGAGUAUGCCUGCCUCCUUCCUUACUCUAGCGAUCGACUCGCGAACGACAAGCAUAGGAAGAAUGCAUUCUUGCGACGAGCAUCAAGUACAGGUGCGAAAUAUGAUAAGACGGCGAGGCAGAGACUUGAGCAGAGAAGAUCGGGGACAGUUAAUCGGGUCCUCGGGGAGACUGUCCGGCCCAAGUCCCCACCAAGGGGAUGGAGACAGAUGGCCAUGGAUUUAUUCCAAAGCAAUAAUGGCAAUUCCAGUCAAGCUCUCGUCAAGCGGGCGGAUUCCAGAAAAAGUGAUAGGAGCAAUAGCAUAUCUUCCACAAAAUCCGUUCUCACAUUCGCCACACCACCUGAGGUCUCUCCCAUCGAACCAGACACCACUGGCGAUGUGGAAAAGCGAGUCGGUGGGAGUCUCCCGGGGAAUACCGCACCGGGCAGCAUGCGGAAGUUGGGCGGCCCGGAUGGAUCAGGACACUCUUCACACGACGGGAGGAGCAUUCUGCCGGGGGGUGGUGUCCGCAAUGCCAGUGUUCUGGCAAUACUUGAUGGCAAGAUCGGUGGGGGAGAUGGAACUAGACCACAAAAGUGUGGACAGUGGAAGCCACCAAUGCUAGUAGUUGACUUGGCGGUUACUCCCGAACGGGAUACCCUUCCUACGCACAGUGGUCGGUCCGGGGAGCCGAAUGGGUUUUGGAUAUCGGUUGAGAUUGAGGGCAAAGUCAGUAGUAGCGCUGGAUAUUCCGGGCAGCCACAAGGUGUUGGUAUGGAUGUUGGUGUUUUGCUGGAUUUAUCGUCAGUUCUACUUUCCAUUUGUUAUGCUAUUGCUGACGAAGGCAGUCCGUAUACCUCUCGCACAUCUUUUUCAAGUAUGAGAUCGAAGGCGAAACGAAUCGUGGAGUCAAUGGAGAGUGCAAGGGAUAGGGUCGCGGUAAUGACCUUUCCAUGCGCCACACCAAAUAGCGUAUACACUCUCAAUGCCUCUGGGAGUGUAGCAAGGCAGCAACUACUGAAAGAUAUCAUGUCCCUUUCUCUCCCGCAGACUAGCAUCCCGCCGUCCUCUCGCAACGUCCAGGAAGCGGUAAUGGCCGCGGUUAGGAAAUUGAAGGCAAUGCCUUCGGACGGGACGAGAUAUUCACGAGCAGAUAGAAGCGUUCAUUUAUUCUUGUUGACUUCGCAACUAGAUGACGGAGCUAUAGACUUACUCCCGGAGGUGUUCAUGGGACAGGUGCAAAUUCACAUACUCGGUAUUGGACCCGUUUUCUGGCCCAGAAACGAGAUGGGAUCCUCUGGGUGGUGUGUUCCAUUGAGCACUAUGGGCCCAAGGCCUGGUAGCAAAGAUGGCCACGGCGAGCAAAAGUGUGUUACUGUAGAAGAGAUUAUAUCGGCACUGAGAACUGCUGUGGACCCUGGCGAAGCGCAGAACGUUGUCGUUCAUCUACGAUGUGCAGGAUAUUCGCAAAUCCUGGAGGUGAUCGGCGACACCGAAUACCCCCGCCUGGCCCCGGGAGAAAAACGGAGCCUCCUCAUCAAAGUCGAUCCAGGGGACCCAAUAAACCUUACUACAUCCCACGGCGAUGCCAGCAACGCAACCGAUGAGUGGUCCUUUGUUGAGCAACGGAUUAACUCAAUCCAAGCCGAUCUCGGCGUGUAUGAAACUCCCCUCCUGACCGUAAAACUCGCAUACCAGCACAGCAACCACCCUCCAAACACCACACUCUCUAUCGCCAAAACGGCAAAAGUGCACCGCUACAACGAGCACUCCCACUGGCACUCCUCCCCCGCGCUGAAAACGCAGCUCUUUGCCUCCCCCGAGAAUUCGCCGAAGCAGUUGAUCACCAAUGAGGAAUACGUGUACAGGAUCCGCUGCCAGAAGGCCGCGAGCAUGUACUCCAACUCCGACCGCGCCCUUUCCGAAAUUCAGGCCAUUUGUGCUAGCGUGCGGAGAGCUGAGGCGAGGGUUGAUUUACAUGAUAUUUCCAGGGAAUUGUCGUACAGGGCGAGAAUGGAAAAGAGGUUUUCGCAGUCCACCACCACUUCUGCCAGCGAUAGGUGUGUGGAACGUGUGCCAACGGGCCGAAGCGGUAAGAGACUCUCGAGCUUCUCGAGUGACGCCACAGAUGAAAUUACCUACUGGCGCGACGGUGAAUCAUUCUCUUCUCCAUUCUUGUCACUCCCAGAUGAAGCGCCGCUCGUUAGGCUCGGCUUGGAGGAAUCAGAUGCGGAUGGCGAGGGCGAGGCUGAGGAGGGCAUGGACGAGGCGCAGAAAAUUUGGAGGGACAUGAAGGUUAGGAAGUAUGGUUCCGGCGGUUGGGGGGGUAUCGGGCGGGUGAGGUUUUCUGCCAACUCUAAUGGGAAUGGGAAUGGUAACAGUGGUGGGGGAAAGAGUCUGGUUACGCUCAGGGAUGUCAGGGAGACGGACUUUGGGCCCUGGAGGGUUUAG